UGUGAGCCGGCAUGCCCCAUCUGUUAUUAGCCUCAACAAGCCGUGUGCUGCCACAACACGGCUCGCGCUCGUGACAGACCUGAUACGAGGGUCGUGACCGAGCCAGAAAGCGCCGGGUCCAGGCAACCCGAAGGUUGCUUUGGGACAGAAGGGGGUUUCGCUCCUCUGGUCCGGACCAGUUCUGACCUUAAAAGAAAAGGUUUGCCGUGCCCCGUGCGACACAGGACAGUGGGCCAGGGCGCUUUGCUCGCCGCCCUCCUCGCCCGGCGCGGUGCCCGCAGCCGUGCCAAAGCACAGCCCCGCUGUCGUCGCCUGCCGGGCCGGCCGGCCGGCCGAGGGGAGAGCUUGCCCCUUCCCCGGGGAGAGGUCCUGCCGGGAAGGAGCGUGGUGGUUGAGAGGUAAACCCCAGUAACGCCUCCUCCAAAGCAACUUCCAGCACCGGGAUUUACGCUGCCCGAAACCCGGUGCUUUUUAACGCAGUGCAAUACCGCUGGAAAAUAGCGACCGGGGAAAUUUGCUUGGCACCUUCUGGCACCUCCCUGGGCGAGGAAGACUGUGCCGCUGCCACCGAGGUCCCCACGGACACCCAGGUCGGAGGAGGGCGGGCGAGAUGGCCUCGGUCUUCCGGAGCGAGGAAAUGAGCCUGAUGCAGCUCUUCCUGCAGGUGGAGGCUGCCUACUGCUGCGUGGCUGAGCUCGGGGAGCUGGGUCUGGUCCAGUUCAGAGACCUGAAUGUGAAUGUCAACAGCUUCCAGAGAAAGUUUGUGAAUGAAGUGAGAAGGUGCGAAUCCUUGGAGAGGAUCCUGCGUUUUCUGGAAAAUGAGAUGGAAGACAAUGUUGAGAGAGUCAAACUCGAAAAGUACCCGGAGGCCCCCCUGCCUCGGGAAAUGAUUGAUAUGGAGACGGUGCUGGAGAAACUUGAAGCUGAGCUGCUGGAAGCCAACCAGAACCAGCAAACACUGAAGCAGAACUUCCUCGAGCUGACAGAGCUCAAACACCUGCUGAAGAAAACCCAGGACUUCUUUGAGGCAGAAACCAAUCUGCCAGAUGAUUUCUUCAGUGAAGACACAUCUGGACUACUGGAGCUGAGAAGCAGUCCUGCUGCUGCAGCUGCCAAGCUGGGAUUUACAGCAGGGGUAAUAAAGAGGGAAAGGAUGAUACCCUUUGAGCGUUUGCUGUGGCGAGCCUGCAGGGGAAACAUCUACCUGAGGUACACCGAGAUGGACACCCCCCUCGAGGACCCUGUGACAAGAGAAGAGAUGAAGAAGAACGUGUUCAUUAUCUUCUAUCAAGGAGAGCAGCUUAAACAAAAAAUCAAGAAGAUUUGUGAUGGAUUUCGUGCCAUAGUCUAUCCCUGUCCAGAGUCUGCCACCGAGCGCCGAGAAAUGCUUGAUGAAGUCAACACAAGGAUCGAGGAUUUAAACACAGUGAUAACCCAAACUGAGUCCCACCGCCAGCGACUGCUGCAUGAGGCAGCAGCCAACUUGUGGUCCUGGGGGAUCAAGGUGAAGAAAAUCAAAGCCAUCUACCACAUCCUGAAUUGCUGUAACAUCGAUGUCACCCAGCAGUGCGUCAUUGCAGAGAUCUGGUUCCCAGUGGCUGAUGCUGGGCGGAUAAAAAGAGCUCUCCAUCAAGGAAUGGAGCGCAGUGGCUCUACUAUCACCCCUAUUCUUACUGCCAUACACACCAGGAUGGCACCACCCACCUUCAACAGGACCAACAAGUUCACAGCUGGAUUUCAGAACAUCGUGGAUGCAUAUGGUGUGGGCAACUACAGGGAGAUGAAUCCAGCUCCAUACACUAUCAUUACCUUCCCCUUCUUGUUUGCGGUGAUGUUUGGGGAUUGCGGCCACGGCGCUGUCAUGCUGGGCUUUGCGCUCUGGAUGGUCAUUAACGAGAAGAGCCUUCUGGCCCAGAAAAGCACUAAUGAGAUCUGGAACACGUUUUUCAGUGGGCGCUACCUGAUCCUGCUCAUGGGCAUAUUCUCCAUGUACACUGGCUUCAUCUACAAUGAUUGCUUCUCCAAAUCUUUCAACAUCUUUGGUUCUUCCUGGCAUAUCAUCCCCAUGUUUAAAAAUAGCAGUUGGAAUAAGGAUGUGCUUCUGGACAAUACGGUGCUGCAGUUGGAUCCGGCAGUCCCAGGAGUCUACUCUGGAAAUCCAUAUCCAUUUGGAAUAGAUCCGAUCUGGAAUGUUGCACUGAACAAGCUGACUUUCCUGAACUCCUACAAAAUGAAGAUGUCGGUUGUCAUAGGGAUAGUGCACAUGAUUUUUGGGGUGGUACUGAGUCUCUUCAACCACAUCUACUUCAAGAAAUACAUAAACAUUAUCCUUCAGUUCAUUCCAGAGAUGAUUUUUAUUAUCUCUCUUUUUGGCUAUCUGGUCUUCAUGAUUAUUUUCAAAUGGUGUCAUUUUGAUGUCCACUCAUCCCAGAGUGCACCAAGCAUCCUCAUCCACUUCAUCAAUAUGUUUCUGUUCAAUUACGGUGACGCUUCAAAUGCUCCAUUAUAUCUGCAUCAGAAAGAAGUGCAGAGUUUCUUGGUCAUAUUUGCUCUGAUUGCUGUUCCCUGGAUGCUCCUAAUUAAACCCUUCAUCCUCCGAGCCAACCACCAGAAAGCGCAGCGCAUGAUUCGGUCUCAAGACAUCUCAGGAAACCCUGGAGGUGAAAAUGAGGUAGACGUCGCCGAGACCAAUCACUCCAAGAAAGCUUCCCAGGGAGACCACAGUGGUGGCCAUGGAGGACAUGAGGAUGAUGAUGAAGAGUUCAAUUUUGGAGACAUAUUUGUCCACCAAGCUAUCCAUACCAUUGAAUACUGCCUUGGCUGCAUCUCCAACACAGCAUCCUACUUGCGGCUCUGGGCACUGAGCUUAGCCCAUGCACAACUGUCAGAGGUCCUUUGGACCAUGGUGAUGCACAACGGGUUCAACAACAGCAGCUGGGCAGGCCUCAUCGUCAUCUUCAUCAUCUUCGCGGCAUUUGCAGUGCUGACGGUAGCCAUCUUGCUCGUCAUGGAGGGCCUCUCCGCCUUUCUGCACGCCCUGCGUUUGCACUGGGUGGAGUUCCAGAACAAGUUCUACGUGGGAGCAGGGUACAAAUUUUCUCCGUUCUCCUUCAAGCACAUCAUCGAUGGCACUGCAGAAGAGUGAAGGCAGUGCAUCGCUGCUUCAUUCCUCAGACCAGGCUCUAUUUUCUUGUGGUCGCUCACCCACAGUGUAGGGUAUGUGGGAUGAAACAGAAUGGGAUGUGGCCCUUGAAAGAAGAGCAGCUGUAGAUGAAAAUGUUCCAGCUGCAUUCACAUAUACUGCUGUAUCAACUGAGAGCUGAACUACAUCGGCUGGGCUGGCUGCACCCUUGGUUAAGUAUCUCCACUGAUGUCUUUCUUCGCCAAGUACCUGGUCCUCAGCAUUCGAUCAGGUCAGCUGCCUACUGCUUGGUUGAAAAGAGGAGAUGGAGCUUUUGAAUUAAACUGGUUAUUAAUAGUCAGCUUGCAUGUGUUUUGCUCCAUUUACUGCCUUGUCUUUGUGUCGUAUUUCUUUCUGAGGAAAAUAUGUUUUGGCUGUUGUUUCAAGUUGUGGUUGAUCAUAUGACAACGAUUAAGUCCCUUAUAAGAUUGCAGCCCUUCAUUUAGCACACAAUGCAAACCAGCUCAAAGACAGAUCAUAUUGCAGGCUUGCAAUUUUCUACAUGCUUUACUACAACAACCAUCUUUUUAUCUGAUUUGCUCCAGGGCUUGACAGCACUGGAUUAUAGAUGUUCGCACACGUCAUCACUUAACAAAAGUGUUAGUUUUGAGCUGUGUAAAUAAAAGAGUGUGCCAGUCUCCACAUUGGCAGCCAAUUUGUUUCUCUCUAUUGACUUGUUUCUCAGUGAAGACUUAAGAUGACUCCCCCUGUGCUGUAUUUUUCAAGAUGGGUUGUUAAAGCAGACUGUGUAGAAAUGCUAAUACCUAAUGAACAGAAAGAAAAGAGGAAUCAAAACAGUUGAGAUGAAUUUGAAAUAUUGAUGUACUGUGAUCUUUCCUAAAUAUUCAUGAAUUACUAAUCUUUCAAACUGAAUAGUGUUAAUCAUAACAGGCUAUUUUUUUUAACCACGGUGGAUGUAAAAUCCCAAUGCAGCACAGCAAUGGAUUUGGAGGUGACAGUGCUCCCUUCCAUGGUGUGUGACCAAACAAGUCCUAUUUUCAAACCUCACACCCCUGAUAUCCAGCUCCACCAAAGAAACCCCCCCGGGAGUGUUCCCAGCAGGACAUGCAGUGGAAUAGUCACCAUGGGCCAUGAGUCUGCAGUAGUCAGGAUUGAGAGCCACCUUCCUGCUACAGUGACCAGAGAGAAAAUACCUCCCCAGGCAAAGCAGUUUUUCCACUUUUUCCCAUGUGGUCUCAAGAAGCCAUACUGGCAUUGGGCAUUGGUUACCAACAGAGCCACGAGACUUUUUCCCUUUUAACAACAGGUUGCGUUUGAAGCCACAGUUGGACCUGAGAAGAGGUGGGCACAGGAGUGUGUCCAUGACCAACGCGUGGCCUCAUGCCACCAGUUCUUUGUGCCACCUCUACUUCACCACGGGUAACCUACGGUACGGACAAAAACCACAUGGACAUGAAUGCAGUCAGUCAGUCGCUCAGUGUAUGCACAUCACCUUUGUUUCUUCCUUCCAGCCUAUUUUGUUUAUUCCUAUUCAGGAGAAAAGCUGUCUUGAAGCAGGAAAGGCAAAACUAGUUUGAUGCAUUACCAAACGCAGAGAAAACAAUUUGCUUUAUGAAAUAGUGGGUGGAUUUUCUGUACAAACACAUAUUUUAUCUUUAUUGCACCUUUCCAUGUGAUUGCAAUGUAACUGAGAAGGUGAUUACCUGAAAUAGAAUAUCUGCUCCUUUUAGAGCUUCUU
Messenger RNA from Aquila chrysaetos chrysaetos, 4880 nucleotides. RefSeq names its product ATPase H+ transporting V0 subunit a4 (gene ATP6V0A4). Gene Ontology annotation, cellular component: vacuolar proton-transporting V-type ATPase complex; vacuolar proton-transporting V-type ATPase, V0 domain; plasma membrane. The record is from RefSeq and is a predicted model, not a curated record. The coding region runs from base 611 to 3145 and encodes 844 amino acids. Lineage: Eukaryota; Metazoa; Chordata; Aves; Accipitriformes; Accipitridae. Gene Ontology annotation, molecular function: proton-transporting ATPase activity, rotational mechanism; ATPase binding. Gene Ontology annotation, biological process: vacuolar acidification; proton transmembrane transport. The transcript has 21 exons.